AUGAUUAAUAAUGAUGUUUAUCUCACUCAUUUUAGUGACACUUUCAAUGUUUAUAAAGACUCAACUCUUAAACCAUAUUCAAAAGUAGAAAUUCCAAAAAACUUUCUAAUUGAAAUGUUUCCAACCAAAAAUUACUACUUUUAAAACUAUAAAUUUUAACUUCUUGAUUUUAAUCAAUAAGUCUAAUAAAAAGAUAGCUAUUAAUUUUAAACUACUUAAAAUCUUGAAGAAUUUCAAGGAACUAUGCCAUUAGAAGAUAUUUUUUAAAUUCCAUAACAACCUCCUAUAAUAUCAACUACCCAAUAAUUUAUGACUACAUAGGUAUUAAAUACAUAAGAUCCUUGUUAAUCUACAUUAAUUAUUGAAGAACCUGAUUAAGCUGAAAUAUUUACAUUAAAUGAACUAAUUGUUUAGUAUUCAAACAUGAAAUUAAUAAAUUAAUAAACAUCUAAUAUUAAAUAAGAAGUAGCUACAUAAACAAAUUUAUUAGAAUAGGAACAGCCUCCAAUUUAGAAAAAAGCAACACUUUUCAGUGACUUAUUUAAAAUUAAAAAAUAACAGCAAAAUACUACCACUAAUGUUAUUACAAAAAUUUAAUCUCCUUAACCUUAAAUAAUUGAUUCUACAGUUAUUGAUUCUUAAAUAUUAGGAGCUACAGUUAAUGAUGAUGAAUAAUAAAAAUUCUUUGAAAAAAAAGAUGAAAUAAAAGGAACUGUGAUUGAUGAAGAAUUAGAAAAAGUUUUUUCAUCUUAAUUUAAUAAAGAGGAAUAAAAUUCAUAGAUUUCUCAAUUUAAAAGAAUUAAUAGUAGAGAAUCAGAAUAAAAUAAUAAUAAUCAUACUUUGCCUAAAAAGGAAGUUUAUUAAAAUAUUGAAUUAAAUGAUAUUUUUGGUAGUUUGCCAGAAUUACCUAAUUAGAAUAUAGUCUAACCUGUUAUUAAAAGAUUUUCAUCAUUAAAAUCUAAUCUAUUAAGUAUGAAGUCUGAUGAAAUUUAAGAAGAAAAGAAAUAAUCAUAAUAAGAAGAUACUCCUAUAAAAUUUAAAUAAUAAGGUAAUAAGGAAAGUAAAAAUANCAAGUUUAUUAUUCGUAAUGUUUAAAAUGUACUUUUUUCAAUUGUAAAUACUCUUAAUCUAAAAUAUAGGUUAUGAUUAAUAAUGAUGUUUAUCUCACUCAUUUUAGUGACACUUUCAAUGUUUAUAAAGACUCAACUCUUAAACCAUAUUCAAAAGUAGAAAUUCCAAAAAACUUUCUAAUUGAAAUGUUUCCAACCAAAAAUUACUACUUUUAAAACUAUAAAUUUUAACUUCUUGAUUUUAAUCAAUAAGUCUAAUAAAAAGAUAGCUAUUAAUUUUAAACUACUUAAAAUCUUGAAGAAUUUCAAGGAACUAUGCCAUUAGAAGAUAUUUUUUAAAUUCCAUAACAACCUCCUAUAAUAUCAACUACCCAAUAAUUUAUGACUACAUAGGUAUUAAAUACAUAAGAUCCUUGUUAAUCUACAUUAAUUAUUGAAGAACCUGAUUAAGCUGAAAUAUUUACAUUAAAUGAACUAAUUGUUUAGUAUUCAAACAUGAAAUUAAUAAAUUAAUAAACAUCUAAUAUUAAAUAAGAAGUAGCUACAUAAACAAAUUUAUUAGAAUAGGAACAGCCUCCAAUUUAGAAAAAAGCAACACUUUUCAGUGACUUAUUUAAAAUUAAAAAAUAACAGCAAAAUACUACCACUAAUGUUAUUACAAAAAUUUAAUCUCCUUAACCUUAAAUAAUUGAUUCUACAGUUAUUGAUUCUUAAAUAUUAGGAGCUACAGUUAAUGAUGAUGAAUAAUAAAAAUUCUUUGAAAAAAAAGAUGAAAUAAAAGGAACUGUGAUUGAUGAAGAAUUAGAAAAAGUUUUUUCAUCUUAAUUUAAUAAAGAGGAAUAAAAUUCAUAGAUUUCUCAAUUUAAAAGAAUUAAUAGUAGAGAAUCAGAAUAAAAUAAUAAUAAUCAUACUUUGCCUAAAAAGGAAGUUUAUUAAAAUAUUGAAUUAAAUGAUAUUUUUGGUAGUUUGCCAGAAUUACCUAAUUAGAAUAUAGUCUAACCUGUUAUUAAAAGAUUUUCAUCAUUAAAAUCUAAUCUAUUAAGUAUGAAGUCUGAUGAAAUUUAAGAAGAAAAGAAAUAAUCAUAAUAAGAAGAUACUCCUAUAAAAUUUAAAUAAUAAGGUAAUAAGGAAAGUAAAAAUAAUAAGAAAAAAGAAAAGCAGAAAAAGGAGAAAAUAAAAAAAGUUGGAAUGUUAAAAAAAAUCACAGAUGAAAUUAGUAACAAUUCAAACUCAGAAUUAGAAGAAGAAAAGAUUUAAUUUUAAUAAGAAUCGUAAGUGUCUCAAUCUUUAAAUUAAGUAAAUUAAGUGGAAUAGCCAAAUACAAAAAUUUAAGAAGAAAAAGCUUCUAAUGUUGUACCAAAAAAAAGAAGGGGAUUGAGAAAAAAAAGAUUGAUUAAUAAUGAUAAAAAAUUUAACAUAAUUGCUUUUAGUGGAUUUUAGGAAAAUGAAAUUCCUUAAGAAAAAGAUUUGAUGAAAUUAAAUCUUGAAUUGGUGUAGAGUUAAUUUGAGAAAUUUGAUUUAUUAGUAGUAAGUACUCCAUUUAAAAGGACAUUUAAAUUUUUGGUAGGUUUAAUGUAUGGUGCUGAGAUAGUUACUUAUGAUUGGCUUAAAGAUUCAUUUUUAGAAUAGGAAUAAUUAGAUCAUUAAGAUUAUAUACCUGAGAGUGAAGAAUUUGAAAAAUAAUUUGGAUUGAGCAUAAAAUAAAUUAUUUAAUGUAGAGAUGAUUAUUUUGAAAGCAAUGAUAAUAUAAUUAAAAUUUUUGAAGGGAAAUAUUAUGUAAAUGAGGAUGUGAUUCCUUCAAAAGCUGAGAUAGAAUAUCUGAUUACUUUAGGAGGAGGACAUAUAGUUAGAAAAUCAACAAUGAAAAAUGUUUAUGUAAUAAGUGAGAAUAAGAAACCUAAAACUUAUGGAUCAGAUUUUAUUUUGGAUGCAUGUAUGUUUUAUUAGUGA
Molecule: messenger RNA, 3020 nt
Organism: Paramecium sonneborni
Lineage: Eukaryota; Ciliophora; Oligohymenophorea; Peniculida; Parameciidae
Source: the annotation of a GenBank genome assembly